Molecule: messenger RNA, 988 nt
Organism: Alligator sinensis (Chinese alligator)
Lineage: Eukaryota; Metazoa; Chordata; Crocodylia; Alligatoridae
Gene: MMD2
Product: monocyte to macrophage differentiation associated 2
Exons: 7
Coding region: 248-988 (246 amino acids)
Cellular component (GO): membrane
Molecular function (GO): pore-forming activity
Source: RefSeq, a predicted model, not a curated record
AGAAGACAAAGCAAGAGCGGAUGAAGUUGGUACGGCUCCCCCAAGGCUUGCAGCUUCCUCCUUGGGUGGCAGGAAUCACAGAGACACCCCCGGCCCCUGCCCGUGGCUGAGCUGAGAACCUGCCUCAGGGAUUUAACCUGCUGCUCCUGGAUUUCCUCUCCUCCUCCCUCUCUCGCUUUGCCUCUUCUUCUCCCCACAUCCGCAUCCCCUGGACAAACCAGAGCUGGAUUCUCAUGGAACUGCCGAGAUGUUCAUGUCCAGAAUCCUGGAUUUUCAGAAGACGAGAUACGCAAGGUUUAUGAAUCACAGGGUCCCGUCCAACCGGAGGUACCAACCCACGGAGUAUGAGCAUGCUGCCAACUGUGCCACCCACGCCUUCUGGAUCCUCCCCAGCAUCUUGGGCAGCUCCAUCCUCUACUUCCUCUCCGAUGACCAGUGGGAGACCAUCUCAGCCUGGAUCUAUGGCUUCGGCUUGUCCGGCCUCUUCAUUGUCUCCACCAUCUUCCACACCAUCUCCUGGAAGAAAAGACAUCUCAGGACUGUGGAGCAUUGCCUACACAUGUUCGACAGGAUGGUCAUCUACUUCUUCAUAGCAGCAUCUUAUGCCCCCUGGCUGAACCUGCGGGAGCUGGGUCCCUGGGCCGCCCACAUGCGCUGGAUCAUUUGGAUCAUGGCAUCCAUCGGCACUGUCUACGUUUUCUUCUUCCACGAGCGGUACAAGCUGGUGGAGCUGGUGUGUUAUGUGAUCAUGGGGUUCUUCCCUGCCCUGGUGAUCCUUUCCAUGCCUAACAGAGAUGGGCUCCUGGAGCUGGUGGCUGGUGGCCUCUUCUACUGCCUGGGCAUGGUGUUCUUCAAGAGUGAUGGUCGCAUUCCCUUUGCCCACGCCAUCUGGCACCUCUUUGUGGCCAUUGGAGCUGGCAUCCACUACUAUGCCAUUUGGAGGUAUCUCUACCGGCCCGACACCAUGGAGGCCAGAACAUCCCGAUAG